Asterias rubens (European starfish) is the source of this 2003-nucleotide messenger RNA. Its product is annotated as translational activator of cytochrome c oxidase 1-like. The record is from RefSeq and is a predicted model, not a curated record. The coding region runs from base 234 to 1403 and encodes 389 amino acids. Gene Ontology annotation, cellular component: mitochondrion. The transcript has 6 exons. Lineage: Eukaryota; Metazoa; Echinodermata; Asteroidea; Forcipulatida; Asteriidae.
AUACUGAAUGUGCGCAGGUUUCUCCUGUACAAGAACCUGAAUGUAAGUUUUCUGUGCAAAUUCCAGCAACAAAAGCCUAAACAAGGUCAGCGGUUUCAGGCCGGCAGCAAUCCGCAGUUCAUGAAGAAGUAACAUUAUUUUUGACUGACAGGAAUAACAUGCCUCAGUGAAGAAGGGUAAAACUGAAUAGCACACAGGUGUAAUCAUAACCCUGUCAACCCCAUCCUUCAACUAUGGCAGCAGUCAUGAGGACCUCCGUUCAUCAUAAAGAACUGUCGCAUCUUCUGCAACUCUGCCGCAUCACAAGGUGCUGUGUCAAUCAACGGAAUCUCCAACUUGCCUCUUUCAGCUCUAGCCAUCAUGGAAAACCCAAAAGCCUUGUUAACCCUUCUGGAAAGGACACGCAGAAAAACAGUACAAUACACUCGCACUGCGAGUCGCAUUCACAACCUACUUUCAAGUCAAUUCUAUCUGAGCAAAUUUUAAAAGUAAACAGUUAUAAAUCUAGACGGAUGGGCUCACCUUUCCUGGGAUGUGCAGCUGUUGAAACUAAUUUGGAUAGUAGGAGGACAUUUCCCUUUUGUCUGUCGUUAACUGAUGGCAUUUGUCGAACUCAGUCAGUGAGGUGCUUUCAUACGAGUGAUGAAGAAUGGGCCGGCCAUAACAAGUGGUCCAAAGUGAGGCAUAUUAAGGGACCCAAAGAUGAAUUACGGAGCCUCCAGAUCAAUAAGAUUGUUCUUCAAAUGAGAAUUGCUAUCAGGGAGGGUGGAGCAAAUCCAGAGCUCAACUCUGUGCUGGGAAGUCUUGUAACCAAGGCAAAAGCAAUUCCGAUGCCCAAAGCAACUAUAGAAGCUGUCCUUAAAAAUGCGACAAAGAAAGGCGGCGCAGAUGACGCAGACAUCCAACUUCUCUUAGAGGCUCGAGGACCAGGUCAGUGCUGUCUGCUGAUGGAUGUAUUGACAGAUAAUGCAAGGAGAUCCAGAUCAGAACUUCAAAGACUGCUUCAGAAGAAUGGAGGAGACUUUGGUACAACCCUGUAUGCCUUCAAUCGAAAGGGGGUUGUUAGAGUGGUACCCCAGCUAGAAGGUCAGGAGAGUCCACUGACCCUUGACCUUGCCACAGAGGUCGCCAUCGAGGUCGGGGCAGAAGAUGUUCAAGAGACGGCUAAUGAAGAUGAUGAGGCACUCUUCAUGUUUGUGUGUGAUAUGAAGGAUCUACGGGUAGUGCGCAACAAUCUAGCAUCGUUAAACUACACCAUUGAGUCUUCAUCAUUAGAGUACCUAUCAGACACCACAACUACAUUGAAUGAUACAAACUUACAAAGUGCCUUUGAACUUGUGUCACACUUGAAUAAUCAUCCAAAUGUAGUCAAAGUGUAUGACAAUAUAGAAGGUACAGUUUAAUCAGUGGUCCAUAAGAAACACACAUCCUGUGUUUCAAGCUCUCUGCAGGGCAAAUUUCAUAGCUCUGCUUAUUGCUUAGUUCUGCUUACAAUCACCUUUCAGCUUUCUUCACUUGCAAGACAAGCGCCAAAUUUCUGCGACUGUGUAAGCAUAUAAUGCCUAGAAAUUUUUUUCUGCUAACCCUUGAAAUAUGCUGGACGUAAGCACAGAAUUCCCUGCUUCUGCAAUACGAUAAGCAGAGCAAUUCAUACAGCUGGUGUCUUGGUAAUAUUUGCCGAGCAGAUUAUUUUAAAGCAGUUUUUUCGGCUUAAGCAGCUCUAUGAAACUGGGCACUGGUUUAGAGUGAAACACUUGAGUUGAGGUUCAUUUCAUUUUUGAAAGAUAUACAAUUUUAUUGAAUGAAUGGUGCUGAAAUAUUUUAAUACAUGUUAAAACUCUUAAAGUUUAAAAAGUGAAAAAGAUACUGUACAAAAAAAGUAGAGCUUUGUGAAAAAAAACAUACCAAUUCCUAUUCAAUUCAUUCACCACAUUAAAGGAACACGUUGCCUUGGAUCGGUCGAGUUGGUCUUUGAAAAGCGUUUGUUAUAAUAUGCAUUUGGG